This is a messenger RNA of Portunus trituberculatus (swimming crab), 1656 nucleotides long. RefSeq lists its product as uncharacterized. Gene Ontology annotation, cellular component: cytoplasm; cytosol; membrane. The coding region runs from base 216 to 1424 and encodes 402 amino acids. NCBI's taxonomy places the organism in Eukaryota, Metazoa, Arthropoda, Malacostraca, Decapoda, Portunidae. Gene Ontology annotation, biological process: intermembrane lipid transfer; ceramide transport. The transcript has 3 exons. The record is from RefSeq and is a predicted model, not a curated record. Gene Ontology annotation, molecular function: ceramide 1-phosphate binding; ceramide 1-phosphate transfer activity.
ACACCGGAAACCACCAAAGUCUCCACCACCACCACCACCACCACCACCACCACCAGCACUACCACCACCACCGCCUCACAGGCAACGAACACCGAGGAGGGAGAGAAGACAUCAGGAGUGGCCGGGACGCAGACUGUGGACAUGGAGCACCAGGCAGGAGAGAAGGCUUCACGACGGCAGCCUUGCUGCAGGAGGUGGUGAAGGAACUCAAGGUAAUGCUUGCUCCCUUCCCCAGCAAGGAGAGCCGGAAGUGCAUCCCCCUGGUAAAGCUGCGGCUGCACAAGAACUGCGCGUUCUGUUGUUUGGCGAUGAUCUGCUUGUGUCUCUUUGGCUUUAGCAUGUGGAUGCUCUCAACAUCAUCCCCUGAUAUUGUAGUGCAACAUGAAAACUUGGACACGAACUCUAUCGAUACUCUGGAAUGGCUGGAACAACAACAGAUACGUGGAGAGUCAGGAAUUGAGAGUAAAAAGGAAAUGUCUGGCUUGGCAGCUAAAGUUGUAGGGAAUGAAGAAACUGAAGGAUCACACACUAAUGAAAUGCAGGAACCAUCACUGUCUGCUGAAGGAGAGGAUACUGACAAACUCGAGGAAUCAGUAGGUGGAGGCGAAUUUGAGACAGAGGCUGUGGUGUCAGUGGAAGACAAGCUGAUGGAGGAGGACACAGUGAAGGAGUUUCAAUCGCUGAGACCAGAUGGUACUGAGCACGAGCGAUUAGAAGAUAUGGACAGCCACACUCUGGACAGCGAGGAAACGAGAAACACUAUGGCCAUCAAACCCAAAAUCCUAAAAGUUAUUCACCACGAGGCUCAGCAGUGUCAACAGGGAGGCGAGGUGUUUCUGCACAAUUACGUGGACAUGUACCGCCACUUAUUGAAGUUUUUCCACAUUUUUGGAACCUUUGCGUCUGUGCAGGGAAGGAUGCUUGAGGCUCGCCUUCUUAGUGUAGAGAAAUACAUUCGCAGCGGAGACGGUCAACACUAUUCCACACUGGCUGCUAUGAUUCAUUUUGAGGACGUGACUGGAAGGAUACGUCACAUCUCUCCCUUCUCAGGUACUACGUUGUUCACCUGUCUCCAACGACACCUGCAGUUUAUGAAUCGCUGUUUGGCUAAUGUCCUUCCCCUGAAUCCAGACAUGUCUCUGCUCCGCGCCUUCCAAGCUGCGUACCAGGAAGUUCUGGAAGCUCACCAUGAAUGGUUCGUAGCAAACUUUUACUUGACAGGAAUCGGCAUGCUGCCCACGAAGGAAGCGGCGCUGCGAGCGUUGGCCUCCGUUGACGGGGACAGGGACGCUACAUCCAUGGAGGUACUUCACAACAGCAUCCUCGCUGUUAUUCGCGCGUUACAUCAGGUGACCCAGGCAUCAGAAGCUACGCUAGUGUCCACCAAUGCCUUGCAGAAGAUACCAAAGCAAGUUGUUACUUGAAGAGUCUUGAUAUCGAUAUUUGUUUGCAAGAUGUGUGCAUUUUGUGUAAUAAAGAUGUUACAUUUUCUUUGGUUAAGUGUAAGUAAUCAUGAUAAUGCAAUAAAUGUAUUAAAGUUCUGCACAUUGCAUAUGAGUGUAUGUACGAAAACUCAUUAUGUAACUAUUUUUGCUCUACUGCUUAACAAGAAUCUUUGUCCUGGACGGGAGUGAAGUAAACAGUCUUAAGUGGUUU